UGGCAAUUCUAUGUAUGGGAGUACUAGGUGGACAGGCAAUCUAUAAGUAUCGCGUUCCAUAUACUAUACUACAUAGGGGAAUGAGUUCAGCUCCCGCGAGCCAACAUAUCGCGACUUCGACAUGGCAGGUAACAACAGUUAUAAUGGCAAAAACGACAUCAGCAGCAGGAGGGCAGGAUCAGAAUCCUGUCAGGCGAAAGGGGAAUCAUCCGCAUCGCAAAGAGUCAACAAAAACAAAAGGAACCCCUAUUACAACCAAGCAAGUUCAGCGCCCUUGAGGCUGGGCCCCAUCCGUCAGGCCUCCCCAGUUUCCAAUGAAAACUACAAAUUAGAUCAAAAAGCAGGCAAAGCCAAAGCCCAUCACUCCAAAUGCCAAGUCAUGACGCUUUGCGAAUACAGUCAAGAGAGGGGACGACGACAUCGAUCAAAGAUAUUCGUUUAUGACACCGUCGCGCGCGAGAGAAAGCAUCAAAGCAUGUAUCGAAAGCGGUAUGUUCCAUGGAAAACAGAAUUGAAGGAGCAAAUGGCGACAUCGCCGCGAUGGGAUAAUGUUAUACAGGCCCCCAAAUUGAUCAGAAAGCACAGCGCGACAUCCUCAGAACGAGACACUUGAUUGGAUUGCUUCAUGAAAGGGGAAUCUCAGAUGAACUUUUCGCAAAAAGCCUGCCCAGGGAGUAUAUGGGAACCAAUGCGCAAAUGAAACAGAUCCGAUUGCUGUCGUACACAUAAGGAUAAGACCUGUGGAGGCCCCUAGGACAUGAUAAUCAAUGUGAGAUAGGGGUUGAAAGACGCAUUGGAAUGGAACGAAACGCACACAACAGACUGGAUGAGAGGGGAAUUGGAGGGGUAGGUAAGAA
Messenger RNA from Aspergillus japonicus CBS 114.51, 857 nucleotides. RefSeq lists its product as uncharacterized. Bases 122 to 613 code for a protein of 163 amino acids. The transcript has a single exon. NCBI's taxonomy places the organism in Eukaryota, Fungi, Ascomycota, Eurotiomycetes, Eurotiales, Aspergillaceae. The record is from RefSeq and is a predicted model, not a curated record.